Danaus chrysippus (African queen) is the source of this 276-nucleotide messenger RNA. The record is from the annotation of a GenBank genome assembly. NCBI's taxonomy places the organism in Eukaryota, Metazoa, Arthropoda, Insecta, Lepidoptera, Nymphalidae.
AUGCUAGUAGCUCUGGUUGCAGUUGAAGCUGCACCAUUCUUCGACGCUAUAUACGAUGCUAUCAAUGGCAAUGGCAGACGAUCAUACGGUUACAGUGGCUACGGGAACUAUGGAUACAAUUAUGGCUACAACAACGGUUACAACAAUGGUUAUAGUGGCUACAAACACGUGGAGCGGCCACCGAGGCAAGGAAAGACAUUCAAGGAAAUCUGUAGAGUACAUUAUCCGGAUGCCGCUGCUUUCCCGGGAGCUGGAGGGAUAGUUUGUCCCUACUGA